AUGUCCAUGAAGAAACUCCUCAAAAGAUUAUAUGCUCAAUCCUUACUCAGAAGGGUAGCGCCGUACCAUCUCCGCCCUCCAUUGCUCAAUCAGCAGGAUCAAUUUGCUGAGGAGUCUUACUUGGAUCAACCAGCAUUUCAACAUUCUCACGCACAUAGUCACCAACAAACUAAGAAAUUGGGAGAGGUUUUUCACCACCACAAGCACUCAGGAGUAGUUGAACACAUCCACAAACACACGGGCCAGUCGAGUAAUAAACAUCACCAUCAUGGUGAAACAAAACAUGAUCACCACCACGAAGGUCAUGGGAAACACAGUCACAAACACAAGGGUGAAGGUAAACAUAGCCACCAACACCAUGGGCAUCAAGAUCACAGCCAUAAACAUGAAGGUCAUGGCAAACACGAACACAAACACGAGGGUGAGGAGAAGCACCUUCAUCAUCACCAAGGACAUACGGAGCAUAAACACAAACACGUAGGUCAAUCCGAGAAUCAUCACAAACAUCAAGGGAUCAGUGAGCACAAGCACAAGCAUCAUGGGGUUGGGGAACAUCAUCAUCAACAUCAUGGGGAAGCUGAACAUAAACACAAACAUCAUGGAGAAAGUGCCCACAAGCAUCAACAUUACGGUCAUAGCCAACACAAUCAUAAGCAUCACGGCAUUGCGGCUCAUAACCAUGAACAUAAGGGUCAUCAUGACCAUGGCCAUAAACAUCAUGGUCAAACGGAACAUGCCCAUAAACACAUUGGUCACCAAGAUCAUCAUCACAAGCAUGAGGGUCAUAACUUACACGAUCAUAAACAUCAAGGGCACAACAAUCACGAACAUAAGCAUCACGGCCAUACUGAGCAUAAACAUAAACACGAAGGAGAAAAUAAGCAUAUUCAUAAGCAUGAUGCCCAUAGUGAACAUCAUCACAAACAUCAUGCUCAUGCUGAACAUAAUCAUAAACACGAAGGUCAUGCCGAGCACGGUCACAAUCAUGACGGACAUUCAGUGCAUAACCACAAACAUCAUUUACAUGCCGAUCACAGCCACAAACAUCAAGGGGAGGCAAAGCACGGCCACAAACAUCUUUUCUCUGGUUUCCAUCAGCAUAAACACCAAGGGCACGCUGAACACGCUCAUAAACAUCAUGGCCAAAGUGACCAUAAACACGAACAUCAUGGUAGUGCUUCCCAUGAUCAUAAACAUCACAGUGAAAAUAAGCAUGAACACAAACACCACGGUAAUAGCGAGCACUAUCAUAAACACCAUGGAGAAAGUAAACACGAGCAUAAACAUCAUGGUUUAGCCAAUCAUAAACAUGGGCAUCACGGAGUAUCGAAGCAUAAUCACAAUCAUCACGGAAUGGCUGAGCAUUCUCAUAAGCAUAGUGGUCAUUCUCAACAUAAUCACAAACAUCAUGGGCUUGCAGAUCAUGGGCAUAAACAUGAAGGAGAAUCAAAACACGAGCAUUCGCAUCACGGUCAUUCCGAGCAUAGCCACAAACAUGAAGGAUAUGGCAAGCAUGAACACUCUCACCAUGGCCAUACGGAGCACGGACAUAAACACCAUGUAGAGGCCGAACACCAGCACAAGCAUGAUGGAAAGGGAAAGCACAGUCACGACCACCAUGGAACUGGAGGGCACGAACAUAAACAUUCACUUCAGGGAACGCAUGACCACAAGCAUCAUGGAGAGCAUGGCCACAGUCACAAACAUCACGGUCACGGAGAACAUCAUCACAAGCAUACCGUACAUUCUGUAAAUCAUCACAAACAUCACGGUCAUGCAGACCACUCACACAAACAUCAAGGAAACGCUGAUCACGGUCACAAACAUUCCGGCCAUAAAAGUCAUCACCAUGAACAUAGUGGUGGUUCUGAGCAACACCACAAACAUAACAGCUAUAGUAACCAUGGUCACAAACAUUCUACCGUCGAUGAUCAUGGAGGACUUUACGACGGGACGGAACACUUUCAAAUAGUUUCUCGACAAAAAGAGAGGUCUGUCCACAAAAAAUUACCUCCUUCGAACACAUCGAGAGCAAAUAAGAGAAGAAGGGUUAAAAGACAAAUGCCUGACAACUUUCCGUUCUUCAAAUUUGGUUCGUUUGGGUUUGACAAACUUUUGUUUCCUACAGAAAGCACCCCUAAAUCCAUUGAACCCUCUAAGUAUCACAAAGGGAAUACAGAACACAAAUCGAAAAGACAUUAUUCAGAAGAAGACAGUUCAGUACGCUCAGCAAGCUACGAAUAUGAGGACAGCAGAGAAGAAGAACACUCACACUCACGAGAAGAUGACUACUCUUACGAAGAACCAGCUAAGCAGUCAAGUGAACUUUCAGUACCAUCUAAAGAGUUUGGAAACUUUGACUUUGAUUUUUCAAGUUUCAGUUUUUCAAGAGAGUUUCAUUAA
Homalodisca vitripennis (glassy-winged sharpshooter) is the source of this 2403-nucleotide messenger RNA. RefSeq names its product sarcoplasmic reticulum histidine-rich calcium-binding protein-like. The record is from RefSeq and is a predicted model, not a curated record. Bases 1 to 2403 code for a protein of 800 amino acids. Lineage: Eukaryota; Metazoa; Arthropoda; Insecta; Hemiptera; Cicadellidae. The transcript has 2 exons.